GAUUUCCUGGCGCUGGAGCUGCUGGACGGGCACCUGUACCUGCUGCUGGGCAUGGGCGCGGCGGGGCUGCGGCUCCGCGCCAGCGCCCGCAAGGUCACGGACGGGGAGUGGUGCCACGUGGACGUGCAGCGCGACGGCCGCAAGGGUGAGGGGCCGGGGACCACCCCCCCCCGUCCCUGGCCAGCGGGGACCGCGACGUGCUGGACGUGGGCGCGGAGCUGUACCUGGGGGGGCUCCCCGAGGGCCGGCCCGGCCCCCCCGCGCCCCCCGAGCUCUGGGCCGCGGGGCUGCGCCUCGGCUUCGUGGGCUGCGUGCGGGACCUGUUCGUGGACGGGCGGAGCCGCGACGUGCGGGCGCUGCUGGGGCCCGGGGGGGCCCCGGGGGUCUCCCCGCUCUGCGCCCGCGACCCCCCCCGGCUGUGCGCGAGCGGCCCCUGUCGCAACGGGGGGACCUGUCGCGAGGGCUGGAACCGCUUCGUGUGCGACUGUCGCGGCACCGGGUACCUGGGGCCGCGCUGCGAGACAGAGGCCGCGGUGCUGAGCUGUGAUGGCAGCACG
Messenger RNA from Corapipo altera (White-ruffed manakin), 557 nucleotides. RefSeq names its product neurexin-2-like. NCBI's taxonomy places the organism in Eukaryota, Metazoa, Chordata, Aves, Passeriformes, Pipridae. The transcript is spliced from 3 exons. The record is from RefSeq and is a predicted model, not a curated record. The coding region runs from base 52 to 540 and encodes 162 amino acids.